Molecule: messenger RNA, 1229 nt
Organism: Lemur catta (Ring-tailed lemur)
Lineage: Eukaryota; Metazoa; Chordata; Mammalia; Primates; Lemuridae
Gene: STEAP1
Product: STEAP family member 1
Exons: 5
Coding region: 112-1110 (332 amino acids)
Cellular component (GO): endosome; plasma membrane
Source: RefSeq, a predicted model, not a curated record
CGGGCUGGGCGCCGCGUGGGUCGGCUCCGCCAGGCAGCCGCGGCGGCCGCGGCGGACGGUCAAGCCACGCUGAGGAGCGGGUGGCUGAAGCCGUACUAUUUUGUCGAAUUAAUGGAGAGCAGAAAAGAUAUCACAAACCAAGAAGAACUUUGGAAAAUGAAGCCUAGAAGUCUAGAAGAUGAUGAUUCUUUGAAUAAGGACGCAGGAGAGACCAGCAUGCUGAAAAGACCUGUGCUUUCGCAUUUGCACCAAACAGCCCAUGUGGAUGAAUUUGAUUGCCCUUCAGAACUUCAGCACAAACAGCAAUUCUUUCCAAAAUGGCGCUUGCCAAUUAAAAUAGCUGCCAUUAUAUCAUCCCUGACAUUUCUUUACACUCUUCUGAGGGAAAUAAUUUACCCUUUGGUAACUUCCCAUCAACAGUAUUUUUAUAAAAUUCCAAUUUGGGUUAUCAACAAAGUCUUGCCAGUGGUUUCCAUCACCCUCUUGGCAUUGGUUUAUCUUCCAGGUGUGAUAGCAGCAGUUGUACAACUUCACAAUGGAACCAAGUAUAAGAAAUUUCCACAUUGGCUGGAUAGGUGGAUGUUAAUAAGAAAGCAAUUUGGGCUUCUCAGUUUCUUUUUUGCUGUACUGCACGCACUAUAUAGUCUAUCUUACCCAAUGAGGCGGUCCUACAGAUACAGGUUGCUAAACUGGGCAUACCAACAGGUUCAGCAAAACAAAGAAGAUGCUUGGAUUGAGCACGAUGUUUGGAGAAUGGAGAUUUAUGUGUCUCUGGGUAUUGUGGCACUUGCAAUACUGGCUCUAUUGGCCCUGACAUCUAUUCCAUCUGUGAGCGACUCUUUGACAUGGAGAGAAUUUCACUAUAUUCAGAGCAAACUAGGAAUUGUUUCCCUUCUACUGGGCACAAUACACGCAUUGAUUUUUGCCUGGAACAAAUGGGUAGAUAAAGAGCAAUUUGUGUGGUAUACACCUCCAACUUUUAUGAUAGCUAUUUUCCUUCCAAUUGUUGUCCUGAUAUGUAAAGGCAUACUAUUUCUGCCGUGCUUGAGGAAGAAGAUACUGAAGAUUAGACGUGGUUGGGAAGACGUCACCAAAAUUAACAGAAUUUAGAUGUCUUCCCAGUUGUAGAAUUACUGUUUACACACAUUUUUGUUCAAUAUUGAUGUAUUUUAUCAUAAACGUUUCAAAUAUUUGGUAAUAAAAAGACCACAAGAACAGAGACAUACCAA